Messenger RNA from Linum tenue, 333 nucleotides. Lineage: Eukaryota; Viridiplantae; Streptophyta; Magnoliopsida; Malpighiales; Linaceae. The record is from the annotation of a GenBank genome assembly.
GUUCACUAUGAAACCACAGGACCAGAAAUCUGGAAAGGCUUAGCUGGAAAAGUUGAUGCCUUUGUGUCUGGGAUAGGAACUGAAGGAACAGUAACUGGCGUAGGGAAGUAUCUUAAAGAGCAAAGCCCUAAUAUCAAGAACCAGUUGAAAGUGCAGUGUUGUCCGGAGGAAAGCCUGAUAUCGAGUGAAGAAGCUAUUGAGACUGCCAAACGUCUUGCCUUGAGGGAAGGAUUGAUGGAACAGGUGGUGUUCCCAAGUUUUGGCGAGCAUUACCUCUCGUCGGUGCUCUUCGAAGACGUGAAACGAGAAGCUGAGAACAUGUUCGAGCCUUGA